This is a messenger RNA of Puntigrus tetrazona (Sumatra barb), 4594 nucleotides long. It is a transcript of the gene otud4, whose product is annotated as OTU deubiquitinase 4. The record is from RefSeq and is a predicted model, not a curated record. Gene Ontology annotation, biological process: protein deubiquitination; negative regulation of interleukin-1-mediated signaling pathway; regulation of protein K48-linked deubiquitination. NCBI's taxonomy places the organism in Eukaryota, Metazoa, Chordata, Actinopteri, Cypriniformes, Cyprinidae. Gene Ontology annotation, molecular function: cysteine-type deubiquitinase activity; K63-linked deubiquitinase activity. The coding region runs from base 272 to 3928 and encodes 1218 amino acids. The transcript has 19 exons.
CCCAGCGUUCGCUCGGUGCGUUUUAUUCCCUCGAUCGCGUCCUAACGCCUCCGGAAAGCCAAACGUUUACCCGUUUCACAGAUAAAUAUCGCGGCGUUGCACGCGCGCGUCGCUCGGGAGUCUGAACCGGACUCGCGCGGGUUUUCCUUUUGCGCCGAACCCGGUCCCCGGGAGCCUCCGCGACAGACCGGGCUGCAGGGAUGGUAAGGAGAGCCCGUGCGCGGGUGUAGCUCGGUUUGUACCGGGGUCGUGUCGUUCGGAGCCGGUGAUCAUGGAGCUCCGGGAGGCGGCGGCGGACGCGCAGCAGCAGCUGGCCGGCGACGGGACGCACGAGAGCCGCAUGGACGAGUACCUGCGCUCGCUGGGCUUCUACCGCAAAAAGAUCGCCAAGGACGGGUCGUGUCUGUUCAGGGCCGUGGCGGAACAGGUGAUGAACUGUCAGGGUUUACACACAGAGGUGCGAGCCGCUUGUGUGAAGUAUCUGAGACAGAACAGAUCCAACUAUGAGCUGUUUAUUGAAGGCAGUUUUGAGAAAUACCUGGAGAAUUUACAGGAUCCUCAGAGCUGGGUCGGACAGGUGGAGAUCACAGCGUUGUCUGAUAUCUAUAAGCAUGAUUUUGUCAUUUUCCAGGAGCCCGAUCAGCCCCCUGUUGACAUCACCCAGAAUGGCUUCACUAAAAAGGUGCGACUGUGCUUCCUCAACGGAAACCACUACGACAGCGUUUACCCGCAGUCUUUCGAGGAAAGUGCCGCCGCGUGUCAGUCGAUCCUGUACGAGCUGCUGUACGAUCGAGUGUGCGGCGUCGAACGCAGCGUUUUAGGCCCGUGCGUGAGAGGAGGGAAGGGACGGGAGAAACUGGAUUCGGAGGAAUGCAAGAGCAGCGACGAGUCGGAUCUGGAGGGAGAUGAGUUCUGGCAUGGGUCGAGUGAAGCCAGAGGAAAGCCUUCCAAUGGGAUGAAUGUCAGGCCUCUGCAGAGGGGUCGUGGGAGGGGCCAAUUUCGAGGAAGGGGGCGUGACCUCCUCUCCAAUAAGGUGCAGAGGUCCCUAAACCCCGCCCUUUACAGGAACGUGGAGUAUGACGUCUGGCUCCGUUCUAAACGACUUCAGCAGCAGAGGGAUUUCUGCAUGGCCGUAGGAAUGCAGUAUUCUGUCGGAGAUAAGUGCAAGGUGCUGCUGAAUAAUCGCUUUUAUAAUGCUAAAGUUCAGGAAGUCAGUCCUGACAAUGGGCCAGUCACUGUGUUUAUUGGGGAACUCAACAAGCAAGAAACUGUGCCUUUGCUGAGUUUACGUCUUCCAUCUGAAGAGACUCAGUCAUGGCAGACAGUGGUAGAAAAGGGCAAAAGACAUGCUGCGCCAAACAGCAGCACACAGACGUCCUCUGAAUGGGACAACAGAGGAAGUCGGAGGUCAAACAAAACGCCAUCUCAGUCGGCACCCAUUGGCCGUGUGCAUAAGCAACACUCCUGGCCUCCGCAGGCCACCCCGGAUGACGCAAAAAACAAGUACAGACGGCCCGAUCAGUGCAGCAGUCCUGUGUGCGUGCUUCCAGAGGAAAAAGAGGAAAGCGACAUUUUGGAGCUUCUGCACAAAGACGAGCACAACUUCCCCUCACUGGGAACAAGCCCCCAAACGGCCACUGCUAGUGAAGUCAUGAAGAAAGGAGGGGAAAAGAGAGGCCCUCGGAAGAAGGACCAAAAGGAGCAUGUCUCUGAGACAGAAACACCCCAGAGGCUUGUACAGAGACAGAAGAGUGCCACUGAAGAAAAACAUGUGGUAAAGUUUUCAGAGGAGCUGCGGGAGACACCUUCAACAAUAAAAGAGAAAGUACAGAAGAAGCCCAAUCCUUUCUCUCCUUCUCCACGUCCUGCUGUUAUCGUCUCGUCUGACUCCAAAACAGCCCCAUCUCAAUCUGAAUCUGCUAAAGUCCCCGCUCUUAAUCAGUCUGCUCCCGAGGCUAUUAAAAAGACCCCUGUCCCGCCCAAAACUAGCCCAGCUCGAGGCUCAGACAACAGUCGGGUUGCCCCGGUGUCCACUCCAGCCCCUUCACAGUCCAUCUCAGUGUCAAGAGUAGUCUCUGAUACCACCCCUGCCAUUAUUCAGUCUACACAUGCUCCAAAAUCUACCCAUCCCUCAUCACAAGCUGUGCCAGUUUCUACCCUAGUGCUCCAAACACCAGAUCUCAAUUCCCAGCCUACUCAAACACCAUCUCCGAUUAUCCCUGUUGAAGUAGCUCCUGCUAUCCCAACUUUAACUUCUCAGGCCCAUUCUGGCUUAGUCCCAUGUGCCUCAUUAGAGCCAACCCUAUCCAUUCAAACCGCACCCCCAGCUUCUAUUUCCAAUCCUCCGUGUAUACCAGUCUCCGCAAUACCCAUUUCUGCCCCUAUGUUAGAUGCCCCAGAUCAGUUUACCACCCUUCCCAUUGAAGGAAGCAGUGUUCCACCAAUUGCCCAAAAGACUGUAGACCCUCAUACAACUGUGACACCAAUCCCUGUUCCCCAUUCUCCUCCUACCUCAGUCUCUCCUGCCUCUGGUCCUACCCAAGCUCCACCUCCAGACUUACCUCAGUCUUCACUCAAUGAAUCAGCGAUGCCUGCCUCUAGUGUAGCACCUGCUCCUGAGCCUCCAUCCCAACCCCAACAAUUCCCCUAUCCUUAUGUCCAAUGGUCUCAGUUCCUUCAGGACCCAGUUUAUCCAGGAUUCCCCAAGAACGAGAAGGGAGAGGUGGAACCGCUGCCUCCCUAUUCCUUCUCCCAAAAAGGAGAAGACCUACCGCAAGAUAUGAAUGUUCUCAGGUUCUUCUUCAACCUCGGUGUCAAGGCAUACUCUCAGCCGAUGUUUCCUCCCAUCGUUUACCUUGGUGCGCUAAACCAAGCCUAUCAGAUGCACCUUAGAGGGGCUCCUCCUUCGGACUCCCCUGCUAACCCCACCGUGACUUCAUGGCAACCAGAAAACCCUUUUCCUUCUCAAAAUUUGAGCUCCAUCCCUGACACCUCAUUGGACAGCCAUGCGCCAGUUGCACCUGUAGCAUCUGGUAGCGGUCCUGUUGGUCCUAUAGAGUUGGGAGCAUACAAUGAUCAUCCUGUAUCCAUUCCGAUGACACUUCCACCAAGGCCAACAAUUCACUGGCCAUCUUCUUCUGCUCCAAGUAGCUAUGCUGGGUCAUAUGCAACUGGCCCUCCAGUGCAUUUUUCCACACCACCGUAUCCGCCCCCUGGGAAUCAGAUGUAUCCGCCAUCAUCCAUUGGGUACCCCCGUAUGCCACUUCCAAUGCCUCUUGAAGCCUUAAACCAUGGUCAUCCUGGUCGGAUGGAUGUCUUGCCCUUUGUUCCUCCAACAGUGGACAGAGGUCAAGGGAAUGGCCAGAGGUCUGUGAACCCCCAGUUUGGGUCCUUGCAGAAGACCGCUGGCUUUCAUGGAGGCCAACCUCAUUUGAGUGCAGGCGAUUACAAGCCUGUAGAUAUUCCUAUUUCAGUGGCCACAAUGGAACCUCCACCCUUUAGUGGACCUUGUUCAGUUGUACAACCAUUUCCGAUUGGCUCCCUGCAAGGAGACAUGGCAGGAUUGCCCCCUUUAACCAAUGGGAACUUAGGAAAACAAGGGGGAGUCUUCCCACAGAGCCUUCAUGCGGGUCCUAUCGCAGAAGACCCUUCUCGCUCCAUUCACGUAUAUUCUCCUAAUGAUAAGUGGUCAAUGGAAGAGAUGGAGUAUCCCAGUGUAGAUCUUGGAGUAACUCAGUCUUUCUAUAGCCAGUCCUACAGGGGUGGAAGAAGACGUGGCCAAGAUGACAGAGGAGGAUAUCGAGGCAGGGGUCAGCGAGGCCGGAAGGAUUAUUCUGGCCGUGGAAGACAAGAUGAACAGUCUUCUUAUAGACAUUUUGAAAGACGUGGUGUAGGGUCAAGGGUAGCAAUGCAGUUACCAUAUCAAUGAUGCGAUAUACUUGAUAUACACUAUUUUUUUGGUUUACAAUGAUAUCCGAUACACACACAAUCUGUUGUUUUGAGUUUAUGGGUGGCUUUCGGUAAAUGGUAUUGAUCAGGAAUAUACCCAGCGUUUUUAACCCCCAUACAUAUUCUUGAUUUAAAAGUACAGCAGCCGUUUCACCUGUUCCUACUGUACUAAACCCUGUGAAGAUAUAAAUGUUCGUGUUUGCAUUGUAACGAAAUUGAUUAAAUAUUUUUUUGUUGCACUGCCCCUACAUGCACAGCAAAAGGGAAAAUGUUGGUUUUAUAUUGAUUUGAAUGCAUAAAACUUUGUAUAUGUGCACUUUCUGUAAACACUGAAAUUUUUUUAAUUUACAUCGUUUAAUGUAUUUUCUUUCUCCUCCAAAAACUUGUAAGCAACUCAUCUAGUGCUGCAAGGCGAGCAUAAGUGUCACAGUUACAUCAGAGAUGACAGGAAAAGUGCCUUUUUAGGUUGGAAAAAUGUUUUUUGUUGAGUUUCUAACUGCAUCUUCGUUGGACUCUUAUCAACUCCUCUACAGGGUUCUAAGGUGUUUGCUGAAUGAUUGUUGAUGCCACAUGCCUGUAAUUACAUUUCUGAGCCAAAGAUGUAGUUUUAACACCAAACAAAUAAAAGAUCAACAAAUCUCUUUCA